AUGAAUAGGUCAAAGUUGCAUACAUACGAUGAUGUGGCUGACAGAGUUGCUGAGCGACUUGAUGUGGCCGAUCCAUCAAAAAUCAGGUUUACUCGUCACAACUAUUAUCUUAAAAAGCCAGAGUCCAACCCAAUCCAGUAUCGUUUUGAAGGACAUUUGCCAGAUAUGCUACGCCACUACAUUCAGGAUUAUGGUAUUAUGUAUUAUGAAGUGUUAAACACCAGUCUGCCGGAAUUACAACAUAUGAAAACCUUGAGGGUUGCAUUUUACGAUGCAACCAUUACCAAGGAAGAGCCUGCCAUUCACAAUAUUAGCCUGCCUAAGCAGAGCACUGUGGGAGAUGUUCUCACUGAAAUUAAGAAAACGGUCAAGACAGAUGCUGAACUUAGAUUGCUUCAAUUACGCAGCCACAUGAUUUAUAAGGUAUUGACACCGGCUGCGACAAUUGAGGGUAUAGAUGACAAAUACUGGACAUUAUUACGUGCAGAGAAAAUUCCAGAAGAAGAGAAGGACAUGGGAACCAGGGAUCGGCGCAUUCAUGUGUACCAUUUCACCAGAGAGGCUGACAUAAUCUCCAGUUUCUUAUUAAUUAUUCCAAUCCAUAGCCAGGAUGUGCAAAACUUUGGGCAACCUUUCUUUCUCGUAAUUCGUGUAAAUGAAACUUUAGCUGCUGUUAAUUAA
This is a messenger RNA of Lactuca sativa (garden lettuce), 681 nucleotides long. RefSeq names its product ubiquitin C-terminal hydrolase 13. The record is from RefSeq and is a predicted model, not a curated record. Lineage: Eukaryota; Viridiplantae; Streptophyta; Magnoliopsida; Asterales; Asteraceae.